CUGGAGGCGCAGAGCGUCUACAUCCUGCGCGAGGCGUACCGGGAGUUCUCGCGGCUGUGCAUGCUCUGGUCGAUCGGCAAGGACUCGACCGUCCUGCUGUGGCUGACCCGCAAGGCGUUCUUCGGCGAGGUGCCGUUCCCGCUGGUGCACAUCGACACCUCGUUCAAGAUCCCGGAGAUGAUCGCCUACCGCGACCGGCUGGUGCGCGACUGGAAGCUCAACCUGAUCUAUGGCGAGAAUCGCGCCGCCCUGGAUGCCAGGCGGACCUUUCCGGCGGGCGCGCUGUCGCGCAUCGCCUGCUGCAAGGCGCUGAAGACCGACGCGCUGGUCAACACGCUGUCCGGCGCCUGGCCACGCUACCGGUUCGAUCACGAGCAGGACCGCUACGUCGAGGACGCCAACACCGAGCCGUACACCGGGGUGAUCGUCGGGGCGCGCGCGGACGAGGAGGGCAGCCGCUCCAAGGAGCGCUACUUCUCGCCGCGCGACCACCACAGCGACUGGGACAUCGGCGAUCAGCCGCCGGAGCUGUGGAACCAGUUCAAGACCGACUUCGCGCCCGGCACCCACGUACGCAUCCAUCCGCUGCUGGACUGGACCGAGCUCAACAUCUGGGAGUACAUCGCCGCGGAGCGGAUCCCGGUGGUGCCGCUCUACUUCGACCAGGGCGACGGCACCCGCUACCGGUCGCUGGGCUGCUACCCCUGCACCACGCCGGUCGAGUCCACCGCCUCGACCGUGAACGACAUCGUGGAAGAGCUGCGCACCGGCAAGUUCUCGCACGUGGCCGAACGGGCCGGCCGCGAGCAGGACAAGGAGGGCGACGGCACGCUCGAGACCCUGCGCCGCGAGGGGUACAUGUAA
Molecule: messenger RNA, 864 nt
Organism: Geodia barretti
Lineage: Eukaryota; Metazoa; Porifera; Demospongiae; Tetractinellida; Geodiidae
Source: the annotation of a GenBank genome assembly